Messenger RNA from Cottoperca gobio, 2285 nucleotides. RefSeq names its product hydroperoxide isomerase ALOXE3-like. The coding region runs from base 188 to 2218 and encodes 676 amino acids. Gene Ontology annotation, molecular function: iron ion binding; oxidoreductase activity, acting on single donors with incorporation of molecular oxygen, incorporation of two atoms of oxygen; protein binding. Gene Ontology annotation, biological process: lipid oxidation. Lineage: Eukaryota; Metazoa; Chordata; Actinopteri; Perciformes; Bovichtidae. The transcript is spliced from 15 exons. The record is from RefSeq and is a predicted model, not a curated record.
UUAUUCUAAAUGUUGAAAAUUAGAGCACAGUUACUGUUUUGAUGCAUUCAAGACCAAAAUAUUACUCUGGGCCUCUUUCGAUGGACUGAUCACCUCGUAGAAAAGAACUCUCUCACUCUCAGUCCUUGUAAUUAGGGAAUGUCAAACACCUGUGAUUUCUCUUGGGAUUUGGGGUUUGGUGGUUCAAAUGAAAAGCUUGGCAGGCAUUAUGGUGGAGUACACGCUGGAAGUGACUACAGGAAGCAUGCUGCAUGCUGGCACAUUUCAUAACUUGUAUGUUACCCUGAUCGGCUCUGAGAGGCAAUCUGAACGCACUCAGCUGACCAGUUUUGGAUUGGAUGAUAAAACUGGAAAGGUGGGAACGUAUGCUGUGACUACACUGUUUUCUUUAGGAUGUCUUCUCCUCCUCAAGUUGGAGAAAGAUCCAUUCCAUGAUUCUCCAGAAAAAGAUUGGUUUUGCUCCACAAUAGUGGUGAGGACACCUGAAGAGGAUGACAUUUUUUUUCCCUGUCACAGUUGGCUUUCCAGGGGGGACUCUGUGUUGUUGAGAGGGGGGCGAGCGACAAAGGCUUUCGAAGAUCUCCAUCCUCGACUAGUAAGCCAACGGAAAAAAGAAUUGGUCCAACAAAAAUUAAUGUACAAAUGGUAUUUGUAUGCAGAAGGAAUGUCGUACAUCUUAAACAUCAAUGAUCCAAAAACUGUUCCUGCAGAAAUCCGCUUCUCCUUCUCAAAAGCCUUUGAAUUUAGAUACAAAGGAGAAGAAACAUCAGCUGAGCUCAAACUGAAAGGUCUGACCGGUUCUACUGAGCACUUUGAAAGCUUUGAGGCCAUGAAGGCGGUCUCAUGGUUUAACAAUUCACCCGUCUCAGAGUAUGUGGCGGAGCACUGGAAGGACGACGACUUUUUUGGAUACCAGUUUCUUAAUGGAAACAACCCCUUUAUGAUCCAACGUUGCUCAAAGCUGCCCACCAACUUCCCUGUAACAGAGGAAAUGGUGAAACCUUUUCUGGCCAAUGGCAGCUCUUUGACUGCAGAGAUGAUGAAGGGCAACAUAUUCAUUGUUGAUUAUAAGAUGAUGGAAGAUCUACCAACAAGAGUUAUUAAUGGUAAACCGGUAGCUAUGACUGCUGCUCUCUGCCUGCUGUAUCUAAAUCCAGAGGAGAAACUACUGCCCAUCGCAAUUCAGCUGGGUCAGCAACCCUCAGAGGACACCCCGAUUUUUCUACCUACUGACUUGGAGGCUGACUGGCUGCUGGCCAAGAUAUUUGUGAGGAAUGCAGAUGCCCUCUAUGCCAUAAUCCGCAGUCAUUUUCAGAAAAUUCAUCUACUGGCAGAAGUUUUUGCAAUGGCGACACUUCGCAACCUCCCGAUGAGUCACCCCCUAUACAAACUGCUGAUGCCCCAUCAUCGACAUACCCUCCAUGUAAACAUCCUUGCUCGUACAUUACUUCUUGGCCCUGGUAGAUUUCUUGCAAAUACUUCACUUGGAGUUGACGGAGUAACAGAACUAUUGAGAAGGGGGUUCUCCAAAACGACCUACACCUCCCUCUGCCUGCCUGAAAGCAUUGCAGCUAGAGGACUGGAGUCCAUCCCCAACUAUUAUUACAAAGAUGAUGCACUGAGCCUGUGGAGCAUCAUCAACAGCUUUAUCAAGGCAAUGGUGGCAUAUUAUUAUCCAUCUGAUCGUGAAGUGUCUGCAGAUUAUGAGCUACAGGAAUGGAUCAAUGAGAUCUUUUACUAUGGAUUUCUGGGAAAUGAUGACUCGGGAAUCCCUUCAAGCUUUCAAAAGGUGGAGGAACUUAUCAAGUUUGUCACAAUGGUGGUCUUCACGUCAUCAGCUCAGCAUGCUGCAGUGAGCGGUGGACAGUUUCACUUUUAUGGUUGGAUUCCCAAUGGUCCACUCGUGCUUCACCAAGAUCCUCCAACAACAAAGGGACAGUCGAGCAUGGAGGCCAUUUUGAAAUAUCUGCCAAAAAAAUCCUUUGCAGGAUUUUCGACGUCAACUUUGUGGCGGCUCAGCAGGAAGUACAGUGAUUUUGUACCUCUGGGUACUUAUCCCGAGCAACGCUUUGAUGAGCCUGCAGCCUUACAGAUGAUCAAGGAUUUCCAAGCAGAGCUGUCCUCCAUCAGUGUGGCUAUUACCAAGAGGAACUCUGAGCUUGAGCUGCCUUUUAAUUACUUGAACCCUAAAGUAAUAGAAAACAGUGUAACUAUUUGACCAAGAUUAUAUUUUCAACAAUGGUAAACAUUAAACGAGCUGCCCUAACUUUGUUGUCCCAUGUACU